AUGGGGGAUGUAUUAGAAGGCACUGUCGCAAAAAAGCUUAAAUUUUCCAACUGGGAGACAAAUCAUGCAUCUUCUGACACUAACUAUAAACCAAGGAAAAUUUUUGAUUCAGUAGAAGAGAAAGUGGAGAUCAAAAAAGGUCAGGAAAUGGAUGAUAGUGUGGAUGAUGUAUUUUUUUCCAAGAUGCAACAUGAAGACUUCAGUCACACAGGAGUGAUUAGUGCAUUUGAAACCUUUGUUGACCAAAUGAGGAAACUAUUCUGGGCCAGGUACAAAAGGAUGGAGGUCAGCACACAGAAUGCUCUGAGGUCUUCGGAGAAGAACUUAUCUGCCCUGCUGAACCAGAUACACGAGUGCAGGCUGCAUAAACUUGAGACCUUCCAGAAGAUUGUUGCUGAUGAGCUUUCCAGUCUCGAGAAGGAAACUCAAAUUUUGGCAGACAUGGAGAAGGAUGCGUUGGACUUCUGGAAUGCACAUCUGCUCAAGCUGAAUUCUUUUUGCAACCAGCAAAAACAAAGAAUUGAGUCUGUUGACUCAGCCCUUGGUGAAUCAGCGAGGAGUUUUGCCGACAGUAUCCAGAAUACAACUCAUGAACACCCAAUGAAGAAGGCAGAAGAAAGCAAUGUGUUCGUCAUUUCUUCUGACUAG
This is a messenger RNA of Empidonax traillii (willow flycatcher), 648 nucleotides long. It is a transcript of the gene SYCP2L, whose product is annotated as synaptonemal complex protein 2 like. Lineage: Eukaryota; Metazoa; Chordata; Aves; Passeriformes; Tyrannidae. The transcript is spliced from 8 exons. The record is from RefSeq and is a predicted model, not a curated record. Bases 1 to 648 code for a protein of 215 amino acids.